ACAUCGGAGUAUCAAUAAUUAGAAAACUUUUUAUUGAAAGAGAGAAAUUUAAAGAUAAGGUUCGUCAGCUUCAGUUAGAUAAUGCAGAGCUCAGAAGUCAGUUAGAAAGCCUUCAACAAGAUCUACGUUAUGAGUCAUAUCUUAACAAUAGAAGAAUUGAAAGUUUAGAAAAUCAAAUUAAUAUUUUAGAAAACCGGGAGGAAAUUUUUUGCGGAGAAUUAGAAGAAAGAGGUGAAUAG
Messenger RNA from Dentiscutata heterogama, 239 nucleotides. The record is from the annotation of a GenBank genome assembly. NCBI's taxonomy places the organism in Eukaryota, Fungi, Glomeromycota, Glomeromycetes, Diversisporales, Gigasporaceae.